AUGGCCACCACUCAAAUUUUGCAGAGAUCCAACACCAAAGUUGAAGAAUUUGCAAGAGCCAUUGUAGAAAAGGAAUUUGUUCCAAAUAUCAUCGUGAAUAAUGCAGCUUUGAUCAAUAGAAAUGGUAAAAUAUGGGAAGUGGAUGCGCAAGAAUUUGAUAAUGUGAUUGAUACCAACGUGAAAGGAAUAGCGAAUAUUAUGCGCCAUUUCAUUCCUCUUAUGAUUUCUAAGAAGCAAGGGAUUAUCAUCAACAUGUCUUCUAUUUCGGGGAGAACUGCACAUGCACUGUGUUCACCAUAUUGUGCAUCAAAAUGGGCGGUUGAAGGAGUAAGCAAAGCGGUGGCAAAAGAAGUCCCAGAGGGAGUGGCAAUUGUGAGCUUAGAUCCGGGCAUUAUAUAUACUGAUAUGUUGGUCUCUUGUCUUGGUCAUUUUGCUCCACAAUAUCAAUCCCCUCAACAUUGGGCUUCCAAAGCAGCAACCAUGAUUCUUAAUCUUACUCCACUAGACAAUGGAGCAUCUCUGGCCGUUGAAGAUCCAGGCACUUUGCCCAAUCUUGAAUAAUUUUCUCUUUAUUUAUAAAUUUAAUCUUUAAAAUAUUGUAAAAUUUUGAAGCGAAUAACGCUAAUAAUGUAGUUUCCAUUUGUGUUAUUGCAAGUAUUUGUAUAUCAAAUUCCAUUUUUAUGAAAUCUUUAAAUUCAUCACA
Cucurbita pepo subsp. pepo (vegetable marrow) is the source of this 703-nucleotide messenger RNA. The record is from RefSeq and is a predicted model, not a curated record. Lineage: Eukaryota; Viridiplantae; Streptophyta; Magnoliopsida; Cucurbitales; Cucurbitaceae.